Molecule: messenger RNA, 4798 nt
Organism: Acanthochromis polyacanthus (spiny chromis)
Lineage: Eukaryota; Metazoa; Chordata; Actinopteri; Pomacentridae
Gene: dpf3
Product: double PHD fingers 3
Exons: 12
Coding region: 406-1581 (391 amino acids)
Biological process (GO): nervous system development
Cellular component (GO): nBAF complex
Source: RefSeq, a predicted model, not a curated record
UUCAGCAUAUUUCCAAUAAGAUGCAUUUUAUUUUAAAUAAUGAAAAGAAAUCUAAUUUUAUUUAUUGCAAACGGGUCGAUUGUUGUUCAAAAAGUACUUUAAAACAGCUUGAAACGAUGCUACACGCCAGCAUGUGUGGUAUUAAAGUCAUUUCUAGCAUUUCUUUUUAUUGGGAUAAAAGUAAAUCGGGUUUAUUUCACGGUGAUAUCAUAGUCUGGUGUCUGGGACGUUAAUUUUGACAGAUUUAUGUGAAGCCACGCCUAAUGUCUGGACGCUGCUGUUGUAUUGGUAGGAAACUCAGUGCACGCAGGACCGCAUUGGCUGUUUUUUUUCUUUUCAUUUUUUUUCAUAAGGGUCCCAAACUACACCGAGAUUUGGAAUAAUACGUUACAGUCCUGCAGGAAAAUGGCGACUGUCAUUCAUAAUCCAUUAAAAUCGCUCGGCGAUCAGUUCUACAAGGAGGCCAUCGAACACUGUCGGAACUACAAUGCCCGACUGUGUGCCGAACGCAGCGUCCGGAUGCCUUUUCUGGACUCUCAGACCGGCGUGGCUCAGAACAACUGCUACAUCUGGAUGGAGAAACGCCACCGACAGCCAGGCCAGGCAGCAGGACAGAUGUAUACCUACCCCGCUCGCUGCUGGAGAAAGAAGAGGCGACUCCACCCUCCUCUGGAUCCUCAGCUCCGCCUGUGUGAGCUCCGACUAGAAGCUGAACUGGCCCCGAAGCGUGAAGGUCCACCAGGGGAGGCCACGGCGCUGGAGGCCCUGCUGAGGAACGACAGUCUGCUGGAGAAGAAGAACAGCCUCAGCAAGGAGGAGGAGACUCUGCUGGAAAUACAGAGAGUUCUGGAAGCUGAAGAAAAUGGAGACGGUUUCCAGGAUGAUGAAGACUUUGAACUGGAUACUCCAAAGAGAAAGAACAGAAACAGAGGAAAAAGCAGAGGAUCGAGUCGCAGAAGGACAGAACCUGUUAACAUCGACGACCAGGACAAACCUUACAUCUGUGACAAUAGAUACAAACAAAAGUAUAACUCAAAAAAGGCUGAAGAAGUCUGUGGGAAGCGCUACAAGAACCGACCCGGCCUGAGCUACCAUUACACCCACACUCAUCUGGCCGAGGAGGAAGGUGAGGAGGAAAAGGAAGCAGAGACGGUUCCAUCUUCUCCACAGAGCACCGACAACCACAAACCUCAGAAGGGCCCCGACGGCGCCAUCAUCCCCAACGACUACUGUGACUUCUGCCUCGGAGACCAGGACUCCAACAGGAAAACAGGGCAGGCCGAGGAGCUGGUGUCCUGCUCCGACUGUGGACGUUCUGGUCACCCAACAUGUCUGCAGUUCACGGAGAACAUGAUGCAGGCAGUGAGGACGUAUCAGUGGCAGUGCAUCGAGUGCAAGUCCUGCAGCCUGUGUGGAACCUCAGAGAACGACGACCAGCUGCUGUUCUGCGACGACUGCGACCGAGGAUACCACAUGUACUGUCUGAAGCCUCCGAUGACCCAGCCUCCUGAAGGGAGCUGGAGCUGUCACUUGUGUCUGGACCUGUUAAAGGACAAAGCCUCAGCCUUCGGAGAAGCAUAACAGCAGCAUGGAAACACACAAAAUACAUGUUUAACCGGUCGACACACCCACAUGCUAGCAAAAACUGUCUCUCAGAUGCAAACACAAACACACAGUGCAUUAGCAGGCUCAUGCUCAGAGAUCCUCUACCUCUCAAACAUCCAAGCAACAGCAUUCAGUCAGUCAGCCAACAGCAGGUCUACCAGUCGGCCACCGCUCUACCUCACCACUCAACAGGCGGCAACAAGCCAAAGCGACAUAAAGACGGCCAACACUGUGUCGUGCAUGUGUGUGUGUGAAAUAUGUGUUUAUUCUAAGCCAAACGUCUGAAAACUUUCUGGAUGUUUCAACCUGACUCAGAUUUAUUCGAGUGCGAUCUGGAAGGCGGCUUCCUUCCCUCGCUGCUCAACAUCUCCGGCGGGAGAGACCUGACUUAUGUUUGUUUAAGUUUUCCUUCCAGCUCCACUCCUCCGCUGUGUUUAGACUCCACAGUGACAUUCCUCUUUCAUAUCUGGACAGGCUCAGUGUUAGUUAUGCCAUCUUUCACAGGUUUUGUCAAGCUUCUGUGAGAUUUAUGUCCGGCUCUGAGAGGAAACGAGGCGAUAAAACAGACUAAACUGUCAUUGUUUUUCGGAGCUUGGUGACAUUUUUAAUCCACAUCUGUUUUGUAUAUCCUCACAGUUACCAGGAUACUGAGGUGCUCAGUGAGACUCUUUUCAAAGGAUUUACCGUUACUGUGCAUAGAAUUAUACACUUAUUUAUGUGUUGCUGAUAAAACUCCAGUGUUACUGUCAAUCAGUGGUUCCCAAACUCUUUCUGUCAUGCUCUCCUUUAAAAAAAACUGACCAACACACAUUGUCUUUUCAUUGCUUUUUUAAUAAGUGGCAUUAAGGUAAACAUCAUUUUGCAUAUCCUACCUCCACAGUGCUGCCAGUGCUGUAGAAUGGUUUGACUGCACCUCACUUUCACUCUGCUACACUGACAUAAGAAACUCCUGUUUGUUUAUAUUUCUUUAAACCAAUCAUGGACAGUUUUCAAUGGUGCUAAGUUAAGGAUGCAGCUUCAGUGUUUCCUCAAAAUAGUGGAAUUGUUUGGAGAAGAAGAUGAGCAUUGUUCAUAAAAUGAAUAAUCCACAAAAGAACUAGUAAGAUUGACUAACUGCACAAUAAAAAACCUGACAUUUUCAACGUGUAUGGAGCUGAUAUACAGUUCAUGUGAAGUUAACUAAAACCUAGUAAUUAUUGAAACAAGGGAUUUUCAUUAGGGGUUGUAUUUUUUCAGAGCUAUAGAUAAGUAUUGGCUUUCAAGGAAACUGAUAAUUGAUAUGCAUUUGCAUUAAAAAUACAAAUCUUGGUGUCAGAAUUUAGACAAAACUUAUGGUAGCACAGUACAGCAACCUGCUAAUCACAAAACAGCCCCACUCUAAAACAUACCCUAAUUUAUUGUGUUUGUUUCUUUGCAUGGAGUCAUAAUAUUCUAUAGACCCUCCAGAAAAACGCGGGCAAAAAUCCUUGAUUCCGCGGGCGAAUAAAUAUGCGGGGUUUUAUGCCAUUUCAUGCGGGGAAAUUGCGGAAAGUUGCAAAGUAUGUGAAUAGUUGUUAAAUAUGCAAAAAGAUGCGAAAUAUGUAAGAAUUGGGGGGAAAAAAGGUGAUUCUUCUCCUACAUCCUGUUACUAGGACAUACACAUCCCUUACUGAGGUUAAAACAAUUUCCUAUUCAUUUUUUAAGAAAUUGUAAUUAGGGUUUAACCACACACACGCAUACACACCCCGGUGCGCUCCUUUACUCACACACACACCCACCCACACAGCACACUCCCUGGAGAAGUCAUGGAGAGAUGCUGCAACACGGUUGAUUUUCUUCGGUGCUCCAGAAUGAUGUUGCACGGGGGGGAAAAAAGAUUCCCCCCACUUUCAUGCAGUAAAUCUGGGUACUGUUUUGCCCAGUCUCUGGCUGAAAUAUUCGUAGGUAAACGUGAUCUUUGAGCAUUCGCCAUUCUUGUUGUUCGUCUCUGAGCGCCGCGCUCCGCAUUAGCUCGUGUGUCUAGUGUGUGUGUGAAUGCCCAAACUGAUGAUGUCAGGCCGGGCGUCACAUAAAAACUCACUCACAGCUCCAUUUAUAUUGGUUAUAGUUUUCGCAUUUUAUGCAGAAAUUGUGAAAUCAAGCGGGACCUGCAUAUUUCUCUUUUUUUCAUGGAAAUGUGAGAUUCUUGCGGGAAUUAUAUGCUGUUUUGUGGGGAUUAUGCGGCCUUUUGGGAAAUAAUUGACCCCUGCAUAAUCAGCGGCAUUUUCUUGAUUAAUGCGGGAAUUCAUGCAGUCGCAUAAUCACGUUUUUCUGGAGGGUCUAAUUCUAAAUGGACACCAUUUUCUAUUGAAGGAGACUUUAAACCCAAGAGUGAGACCAUAAACUCAUCUAGGUAACAAAUCAGCUAAGAAGGAGACUCAUGUUCUUAUAGACUUCUAUUCAAUCUGUAACUAAAGGAGUCGCCUCCUGCUGGCUGUUAGGAAGAAAGCAAGCUCAUGUCUACGUCCAUUUUUAUUUACUGUCUUUGGGGUUUCACAUUUUAAUCUGAUACUUCUGCACUCCUACAGUCUGGGAACCACUGCUGUAAAUUAAUCAUUGCGACAUGUGUAUGACCAAACCUCCAUGCUUUACAGCAGUAUUUACUGGCGCGUCCUGUCUGGAAGUUUAUUUGAUAUGAUUUCAUUUUUUCAGUUAAACCCAGAUUAUAUUCUGGAUCUUCUGCAUUUUGUAUCGCUGUGUGAAUAUGUUUUUUUUACUUAGUUUUUUAAUGUAAGACUGAGCACUAAACUCCCAUGUAUGUUUUUGUAUUGAGCAAAAUUCGGCAUUACCUUGGUGCUCUCUAAACACAAAAUUGAUCAUGAAAAAGAAGCAACACCAUGAAUAAGCUCAACAAAAAUUCAAAAGAAAACACCCUCAGCGUACACAUGGUGUGCAAGCCUUGACAGGAUUUCACAUUCUGCAUUUGUGUUUUUGUUGUUGUGAUUUUGUAUUUUCCACCGACAAUCAUGAGCUAGCAUAGAAGCAUUAUGUUAACAACGUACAGAAAGUCUCGUGUUUUUUUUUUUUAAAUGAUGGGUGUUAUGGCAUUUUGCGUCUUCCUUUUCAAAAUAAAUGUCACUUUUUAUUUGAUGCCAUUGCCCACAGUGAUUCAACGUGUGUGUUGUAUUUUUAUUAAAUGGUCAUUUUUGUGUUGAAAUAAAAGAUUUGUCCAUAA